CCCCUCCCGAGCCCUAUCGAGUUCAAGACAAACUUCUUCCAUUGUAUCGAAGGCAAACGGCACGAUCAUGAAAUUCGUCGAUGUCGUCGUAGCUGGAGGAACGCUAUUCGGGCUUGCAGCUGCCCAAGGCUCUCUAUCAGUGCGUGAAGCAUCGGUUUCAACUGCUGCGCCGAUACCGGGCAACUACACGGGGGUCUUGCGGCCUCAGAUCCACUUUUCACCGCCUCAGCAAUUCAUGAAUGAUCCCAAUGGAUGCUUCCUCGAUUCGAAUGGAACGUGGCAUCUCUACUAUCAAUACAAUCCUACAGAUCUGGUCGCGGGGAACCAGCAUUGGGGUCAUGCCACUAGCACGGACCUGUAUCACUGGAUCAACCAACCUAUCGCCAUUUCUCCGCCCGACGGUGACUCUCAGGUGUUCAGUGGUUCCGCGGUUGUGGACGUCAACAAUACGUCCGGCUUCUUUCCGGAUCAGGAUAACGGUGUUGUGGCUAUAUACACCUUGAACACGCCUACGGCACAAAUCCAAGAGAUCUCGUACUCACGCGAUGGUGGCUACACCUUCGAGGCCUUCGAGGGCAAUCCUGUUAUCAAUAGCACCUCCCUCCAAUUCCGGGAUCCCAAGGUCAUCUGGUUCAAGGAUCACUGGGUUAUGGUCGUCGCGUACUCGCAAGACUUCGCGAUCGGGAUCUUCACUUCGCCUGAUCUGAAGGAAUGGACACAUGCUUCCAACUUCACGCAUCGUGGUCUACUCGGCCUCCAAUACGAGUGCCCGAACCUGGUGGAGGUACCCGUGAAUGGCACCGACGACACGAUGUACCUCCUGGCUAUUAGCAUCAACCCGGGUGCACCUCUCGGUGGGAGCAUCACGGAAUACUUUCCCGGCACCUUCAAUGGAACGCAUUUCACCCCUGUUGAUGAUGCGGCUCGCAUGGCCGAUUUCUCGAAGGACAACUACGCCGGCCAGUUCUUCUACGGCACGCCGAAAGGGCAGGAUGCCGUUUCCAUCGCUUGGGCUAGCAACUGGCAGUACGCACAGAUGGUGCCGACGGCUACCGAGGGCUGGCGGAGCGCGAUGUCGCUGCCGCGCCGCAACUUCCUGACGAACAUCACCCGUCUGGGUUGGGAUCUGGUGUCCGUCCCCUACGACCUCAGCCCCAUUCUUGGGGACGUGCUCGCGAGCAACGAUUCCCUCGGCAAUGGAACCAUCGAGGUCAACUACACUUCCGUGGAGUCUAACGCCCUCUACUUUGAGGCGAACGUCACCGGGCUGGCAUCAAGCGCAAUCUCCGCCUCUGCGACCCUUAACUUCACAUUCUCUUCCCUUGACACAGGAGAGCGCCUGUCCGGAGGUUAUUACUUCGGAAACGAUAACGCUUUCUUCCUCGACAGAGGCCAGACGCGAGGCUUCGAUAACCCCUUCUUCACGGACAAGUUUUCGACUUCAGAUCUCCUCGAUCCGAGUGGCACAUGGAGCGUGUCGGGAGUAAUCGAUAGGAGUAUCUUCGAGGUGUUCUUGGACCGCGGCACGUAUAGUGCUACGACGACCUUCUUCCCCACCCAGCCGUUGACGCUGUUCACGCUGAAGACCGCUGAUUUACCGGAGGGAGCAGUGGUCAGCGUUGUGGUUCGCGCGGUGCAGAGCGCUUGGGCUAGAGAAGCGGACGCUCAGGGAACGGUGCUUGGGAAUGUUAGCGCGACCGCAUAACAGGGACGCGAAGAUAAUUCUACGGAAAUGCGAGAUGUAAAACAGCUUCGUCAGACUCCCUCAGAGAGGCUGCGCUGAAACCGCGUCUAAUAAUAGACGAGAUCACC
Messenger RNA from Punctularia strigosozonata HHB-11173 SS5, 1812 nucleotides. RefSeq lists its product as uncharacterized. The record is from RefSeq and is a predicted model, not a curated record. Gene Ontology annotation, cellular component: fungal-type vacuole. Gene Ontology annotation, molecular function: sucrose alpha-glucosidase activity. Bases 68 to 1705 code for a protein of 545 amino acids. The transcript has 3 exons. Lineage: Eukaryota; Fungi; Basidiomycota; Agaricomycetes; Corticiales; Punctulariaceae. Gene Ontology annotation, biological process: sucrose catabolic process.